Molecule: messenger RNA, 663 nt
Organism: Acanthamoeba castellanii str. Neff
Lineage: Eukaryota; Discosea; Longamoebia; Acanthamoebidae
Product: macro domain containing protein
Exons: 8
Coding region: 1-663 (220 amino acids)
Biological process (GO): negative regulation of gene expression
Cellular component (GO): nucleus; cytoplasm
Molecular function (GO): transcription corepressor activity
Source: RefSeq, a predicted model, not a curated record
AUGACCCACCUCGUGAGCAAUCCUGUCAGGAUGACGCUGCUGGCAGGUGUGGCCGCGUUCGCUACUUCGCCGGUGUCAACCAUCGCCCAGGCCACCCUGCCCACGGGUCACACCAUUUCUGUGCGGCACGGGGACAUCACCAGCGAAGACUCGGACGUGAUCGUCAACGCGGCCAAUCGUCACCUCCGGCACGGCGGCGGCGUGGCUGGCGCCAUAUCGCGCAAGGGCGGACCCGCGAUCCAGGCCGAAAGCAAUGAUUGGGUGGCACGGCAUGGGGCGCUCAACGACGGUAACGUCGCAGUCACCUCCGCGGGGAACCUGCCCGCCCGGUACGUGGUGCAUGCGGUGGGCCCUGUCUGGCACGGGGGCGGAGACCAAGAGGAGACCAAGCUCGAGAAGGCGGUGCUCAACAGCCUCAAGAAGGCCGAGGAGCUGCAAGCGCGGAGCGUGGCUCUUCCGGCCAUCUCCUCGGGCAUCUUCGGGUUCCCCAAGGAGCGUUGUGCCGAGAUCAUGGUGCAGACGACGACCGAUUUCUACCACCAGCAAAAGCCCACGCGCCUCAAGGACGUCAGGUUGACCAAUUUUGAUGCGGAGACGGUGGGCAUCUUCAAGCGGAAGCUCACCGAGAAGUUCCCCGCUGCGCGCGUGCACAGCGAACUGUGA